AUGCUUGAAAUCGUUGAAACAAUUGUAAUUCCAUUUGGUUUAAAAAUUAAUAUAUUACUAGUGUUGUUUAGUAUUAGUUUAUGGCAAACAUUAUACUGCAUUUUACGAAGUUGUUUACCAAGCAAAUCUCCAGAAUGGUCAUGUAGACUUGUAUCUAUCAUCCAUGGAGCAAUUGCUGGAAUAAUUGGAAUGCAACAAUGUUUUGGAAAUCCUUGCCCUUUGCUUAUUAAAAAUCAGCCUAGUACAAAUGUACAAAGGCUUCUUUUAGCAGGGAGUGCAGGAUACUUCAUACAUGAUUUACUAUGGUGUUUAGUAUAUAAAACGGAAUCGUUUUUAAUGCUUUGUCAUCAUAUAUUUAGUUUAAGUGCACUAAUACGUUUGUUUUCGCGGUCAACAUCAGGAGCUCAAGCAUGUUGUGCUCUAGGAGGGGCAGAAAUUACUAAUCCAUUACUUCAGUUAAGAUGGUUCUUAAGAUACGCCGGCCAUAGGGAAAGUAUUAUUUUUAUGAUAGCAGAAUGUCUAUUUAGCCUCUUAUUUUUUAUGGUCCGAAUUUUAUGUGGAACAUUAGUUAUGAUAGUGGUAAAAACCGAUUGGGAAAUAUGGUUGAUGUACUUAAUUCUGUAUUUAAUUUCAUGGUUGUUUAUGUUUAAUAUAAUCACAUACUUCAGAAAACGUAUAAUGAAUGUUCACAAUCCUCCCGAACACAUGGCUCAGGUUGAUAGUUGACUUUUUUUCAAGCAUAGU
Chrysoperla carnea is the source of this 744-nucleotide messenger RNA. RefSeq names its product TLC domain-containing protein 5-like. Lineage: Eukaryota; Metazoa; Arthropoda; Insecta; Neuroptera; Chrysopidae. The record is from RefSeq and is a predicted model, not a curated record. Gene Ontology annotation, cellular component: membrane. Bases 1 to 726 code for a protein of 241 amino acids. The transcript has 3 exons.